AUGGAUCACGCCGAUCCGUUCCUCCAUGUUCAAGCAGACGUCCUUGCGACGCUGCAAACAGCAAAACCUCUCUUCUCAUCAUAUCUACGCAUCAGGUCUCUCGCCAAAUCCCCAUCCAAUCCCGAGCUUCAACAGGCACGCUCGGAGCUGGAGACGACGCUGACCGAACUGACUACGGACUUGGAUGACCUUGUGGAGAGUGUCCGUGCAAUCGAACAAGAUCCAUACCGUUAUGGCUUGGAGUUGGAAGAGGUUCAGCGUCGGCGAAAGUUGGUGGAAGAUGUCGGCGGGGAGAUCGAGCAAAUGAGAGAGGAAUUGCAAAAAGCCGUUACUAGUUCAGCGGCGACUGGCAGUGCUAGAUUGGAUGCGCCCACUGGCAGUUCGCCUUCGGGUCUACCCAAUCCAUCCGACUUUGAUAAUGUCCUCUCCCCGUCGGCGGAUGAUAGAGGAGAUGAUUACUAUGCCGCUCUCGAACAGCAACGGCAAAUGGAACUGAUGCACGAGCAAGAUGAACAGUUAGAUGGCGUCUUCCGCACUGUUGGCAACUUGCGGCAGCAGGCCGACGAUAUGGGGAGGGAACUAGAGGAGCAAGCGGUCAUGAUAGGAGAGGUUGAUACAUUGGCCGACCGCGUCGGGGGUAAAUUACAGAGUGGAGUGUCAAAGAUCAAAUACAUCGUGAGAAAGAACGAAGAUACAAUGUCCUCGUUUUGCAUUGCCGUUCUCAUUUUCGUGCUUGUCCUAUUACUAAUCCUGGUCAUCGCCCUGUAA
Molecule: messenger RNA, 768 nt
Organism: Aspergillus oryzae RIB40
Lineage: Eukaryota; Fungi; Ascomycota; Eurotiomycetes; Eurotiales; Aspergillaceae
Product: SNARE domain protein
Exons: 3
Coding region: 1-768 (255 amino acids)
Biological process (GO): vesicle fusion; intracellular protein transport; Golgi to vacuole transport
Cellular component (GO): SNARE complex; membrane; endomembrane system
Molecular function (GO): SNAP receptor activity; SNARE binding
Source: RefSeq, a predicted model, not a curated record